UGUCCUUCAGUGUGUUAGAGCCGCUGUGCUGUACUCAGCUCUCCAAGCAUGCUGCAAUAGUGACAGUCUUUCUCCAUUCAACAGCACUGUACGCUCCUAGAGAAAAGUGCCUUCUAAGGGAAGCAGGAUGUUCACAGGCUCCACCAAACUCCCACCCACUAAAACCCCGCAGCCUGAGCGGCUGGAUGAAGUGUACGCUGCCCUGCGCAGAGGUUUACAGUCAUAUCUGCAGGUCCACCAGCUGGAGCUGGACAGUCUGGGUCAGCAGAUCAGAGAAAACAAGAGGAAUGGUCGUUUGGGCUCCCUGUAUGAGCUGGAUAAGCAAGUGAAAGCCAUAGAGAGGUUCAUGCGCCGCUUGGAGUUCCACCUCAGCAAGGUGGAGGAGCUGUAUGAUGCGUAUUGUAUACAGCGGCGGCUGCGUGAUGGAGCAAGUAAGAUGGUGGCAGCCUUCAACUCCACCACGGGGAGCAGGGAGGCACGGGAGAGCCUGAGCGAGGCCAAUAAGGGCUACAGGGAAUGCACAGAGCACAUGUGUUCACUUGAAAGUGAACUGGAGAGCCAGAUGGGAGAGUUUCACAUUAAGAUGAAGGGUCUUGCUGGCUUCGCACGGCUCUGUGCUGGUGACCAGUAUGAGGUCCUAAUGCGCUACGGCCGGCAACGCUGGAGGCUGCGAGGCCGUGUGGAGGUCAGCAGCAAGCAGAUAUGGGACAGUGAGGAGUACAUCUUCCUGCCUCUCAUCACAGAACUGCUGUCUAUCAAGGUAACAGAGCUGAAGAGCCUGGCCAAUCACGUGGUGGUGGGGAGCGUGUCCUGCGAGAUGCUCGACUUGUUCUGCCCGCUUCCCCAGACGCUCGCUGUGGACAUCAACGACCUCGGGACAGUCAAACUGAACCUGGAGGUCACCUGGAGCCCAUUUGAUAAGGAUGACCAGACAUCGACCACCAGUACUGUCUCCAAACGGCUGUUAUCCAAUCAGAGUCCGCCUGAUACGCCCUCUAUGCGGGAGCAGGUGUUCUAUUCUCUGCUGAAGAGACAGGGAGAGCUGGAGAACGGGACCGUCUGGUCCAACUCCUCUGAGUCCUCUGACGACUCGUCCAGUCCAGCCUUGGCUCACCACACCCAGAGGCUGACGGCCUCCAACACGCUACAGACCACGCCCACCGCUCAGCUGUCCUUCACCCCUCACCAGCCUAGCACCUCCACGCCGUCGCUCUCAUCCAAUCAAGAGGAGGACGAGCCAGACGCCGCUGAGGCUUUCGGCCCCAUAGACUCUGGGAAGUUUCCGGUGCCCAACGGCCAUCUGCAGAGCGCGAGCUCUGACAGCCACAUCGGCGACGUUAGCCAAGAUUGUACUGUGACUGAUGCGGCGUCGGCCCGAUCAGCUGACCUCUCUGAGACCUCAGACAACCUGAGCUGCUCGGACCUUGACGUCUCCUCUCAGCGUCCUGUGAUGCUGGCAGGGAGGCCACAGGGCUUGGAUCUGCCUGACAGCGGUGAGCCAGAGGUGUGUGUGUCUGCCCAGGAGGGAAAUGAUGAUAGACCCAAAGAGUCAGCGCUAAAGGCUGAGCCGUGUGAAGCAGCACCAGAGGACAGCACCACUGAGACGGGAGCAGACGGAGAGGCAGCGAGGGACCAAGGCUGCCCAGAGGAACACAGUCAUCCACACCACUCCACUCCAGUAAAACAUCCAGAAGAUUCUCAGAUUGCUUAUCUGCCGAGUUCCUCUAGUUUCAGUCUGGAAGUUGAGACCGCCCUUGAGAGUUUUGACUUUCUCAAUUGUUCUGACCUCGAGGACGAAGAAGAUGAAAGUGAGGAUGAGGAGGAAGAGGAGGAACAAAAGGAAGAAGAGGUGGAAGAGAAGGACGGAGAGGAGGAGAAGGACCAAUGCCAAAUGGAGGAAGAGCAUACAGAGGAGGAAGAACAGGAUAAGAACAUAUACACUGGAGAGAGCAGUGAUGAGGAGGAGGUGGAGGGUCUAGAGAUCCUCAUGGAGGCUCCAGAGGGAUUCAGGAACUCAGAUGAAGACUGUUACUCCCAUUCAGAGUCAUCAAGCGUGGAGAACCUGCAGGAUUUGGGUCAGAUGGAAAUGCCUGAGGAGGUGGAGGACGUGGACGGGGAGGAAGAGGAAGUAGACGAGGAGGAGCAAAGCGAAGCAAAGGGAGAUGAACGACAUGAACAGGAGACAUCCGCUGAACAGGAGGAGCGACCCUCCACCCCCAGCCAUUUGGCCACAACUGCCUUGUAAUGACAAAGCACAGCCAAAUCAUUUCCCCAGUGCACAUCUGCUCAUACAGUCUCCCAUUUACACUGCGAGGCCUCAAGGAUGUUCCACUCCCAGCUCAGACAAGCAAGCUCUGCCGUCACGGUGGAGAUUGUGCGCACAUAAAUGUACUCGCCUCGUCCUGACCAAGAAUGAUAAACCACGGGGGCCUCCGCGCCGCAGUCCCUCCUCUCUAAAGUACACAUCCUCAUGCCUCCAAACUUUACGAUGUAGCCCGGGUUAAAGGGGAAUACCACUCAAAUUAUAAUUCAAACUGUCGCUGUCAGGUGAAAACCUUGCAUUUCCAAAAUAUCAGUAUUUUAGCAACUAAAAAGCUGUCUUGUUUUUAGCAUGACAGUGCAUUUCUGUGGUCGUCCCACGGGCUUUGAAGGGGUUUCAUAAUAAGCCCUGGAGGUUGGGAGCAUGUAAUCCUUCAGUUGCAAUGAAAAGCAUGAAAGACACCAUAAUUGGAGUUAUAAGGUUUUCACCAGACAGCAAUCAAACGUUAAGGCUGCAUGGGGUUACAGCCCAGGAUAGUCCAUUUGUGGACAUGAAUGACUCUCAAGCCUCAGUAUAAUACAAAAUAUUGAGGAUAGUGAUUUGCAGUGUCACAGCCUGGAGCUGCGUUGUUGACAGCAGCUGGGAAACUAAACUUCAGACAAAACACGUGAUGUUCUUCUGACGUUCUAUUCUUCAAAUGAAUACAAUCACCUCCAAAUCACCAAGAAAAUCAGUUUUAGAGGUUAUUACCACAGGGGACAGGAAAAACAUUUCAUUGGUGAAAUUCAGAGGCGUUAGACCUUGUAAGCCACUUCAGGGGUUGUGUCGAGUAAAUUAGUAAAGGAUAUAUACACUUAGACUCUUGAAGGCUAGGACUGCCUAAUAAUCUCUGCUGAAAAUCUCUUUGCAUCUUUCCAUCAGGCAAAAAAAUAAAAUAAAAAAUACAUUGUGGUCCAAUGUUUACAAACAUAAAACAAUUUGCAAUUUCAAACUAUAUUUAAACC
This is a messenger RNA of Myripristis murdjan (pinecone soldierfish), 3264 nucleotides long. Its product is annotated as rho family-interacting cell polarization regulator 1-like. The record is from RefSeq and is a predicted model, not a curated record. Lineage: Eukaryota; Metazoa; Chordata; Actinopteri; Holocentriformes; Holocentridae. The transcript is spliced from 16 exons. Bases 128 to 2245 code for a protein of 705 amino acids.